This is a messenger RNA of Vicia faba (fava bean), 1236 nucleotides long. The record is from the annotation of a GenBank genome assembly. NCBI's taxonomy places the organism in Eukaryota, Viridiplantae, Streptophyta, Magnoliopsida, Fabales, Fabaceae.
AUGAACGCUCUUGUUGCAACCAACCGUAACUUUCGUUGCGCAUCUCGAAUUCUCGGUUUGGAUUCCAAGCUUGAGAAGAGUCUUCUUAUUCCUUACAGAGAAAUCAAGGUCGAAUGCACCAUUCCGAAAGAUGACGGAAGUUUGGUUUCGUAUAUUGGUUUUAGGAUCCAGCAUGAUAAUGCUCGUGGUCCUAUGAAGGGUGGGAUUCGGUAUCAUCCUGAGGUUGACCCGGACGAAGUGAAUGCUCUAGCUCAGUUAAUGACAUGGAAGACAGCUGUUGCAGACAUACCCUAUGGCGGAGCAAAGGGUGGCAUCGGCUGUAACCCGAAGGAUCUGAGCAUCAGUGAAUUGGAACGUCUCACUCGUGUUUUCACUCAAAAAAUUCAUGAUCUCAUUGGCAUUCAUAGAGAUGUUCCUGCCCCUGAUAUGGGGACUAAUGCUCAGACAAUGGCUUGGAUGCUUGAUGAGUAUUCUAAGUUUCAUGGUCAUUCACCAGCAGUGGUGACUGGCAAGCCUAUUGAUCUUGGAGGUUCAUUGGGAAGAGAGGCUGCCACUGGACUAGGAGUGGUUUUCGGAACCGAGGCUUUAUUUGCUGAAUAUGGGAAAUCAAUUUCUGAUAUGACAUUUGCCAUCCAGGGGUUUGGAAAUGUCGGAACUUGGGCUGCGAAGUCAAUUUUCGAGAGAGGCGGUAAGGUGGUAGCAGUGAGUGACAUCAGUGGUGCUAUUAGUAAUCCAAAUGGGAUUGAUAUUGCCGCUCUUCUGAAACACAAGGCAGCCAAUGCCAAUUUGAUAGAUUUCUCGGGAGCAGAUGCCAUGGAUCCAAAGGACUUGCUCACCCAUGAAUGUGAUGUUCUCAUCCCAUGUGCUUUGGGAGGUGUUCUCAACAAGGACAAUGCUGAUGAUGUAAGAGCAAAGUUUAUCAUAGAAGCUGCAAAUCAUCCAACUGACCCUGACGCCGAUGAGAUACUGUCUAAGAAAGGAGUUAUUAUAUUACCUGACAUUUAUGCGAAUGCUGGUGGAGUGACCGUAAGCUAUUUUGAAUGGGUCCAGAAUAUUCAAGGAUUUAUGUGGGAUGAAGAUAAAGUUAACCUGGAGCUAAAAAGGUAUAUGACUAGAGCUUUCAAGAACAUUAAAGGAAUGUGUAAAACUCACAACUGCGACUUGCGAAUGGGAGCAUUCACUCUUGGACUCAACCGUGUCGCUCGCGCUACACUUUUGAGAGGUUGGGAAGCUUAG